AGGAGCGUGCAAUUGAACUUUUAUCUUGUCCAUUUAAUAUUAUAUUCGUGACAGUAAGGUUACAUACACCACAAAUCAGCUUUAUCAUCUUCUGAGAAUCAAUAAUGAAGGUUUUGAUAGCUGUGGAUGGAAGUAAAUGUUCUAGAGAUGCCUUGGAGUGGUACAUGAGACACUUUCACUUGAGAGAAAAUAAGGUGACUCUUGUUCACGUGACAGAUCAUCUCCAUAAUUUUGCGUAUAAUACAUCCGUGAUACCAGCUGAUCCAGAGUUAAUUCAAUUAGCGUAUCAGGAAGAAGAACACAAAGCCAAAACAUUAAUGGAUGAGAUGGGUGACUUCCUGAGUAAAAAUCAGAUUGAUGGUGAGGUUAUUCGACUUUUUGGAAAUCCCGGAGAACUAAUAGUUAAAAAGGCACAUGAAAUGAAGGCCACCUUGCUAAUCACAGGGAGUCGUGGCUUAGGACUCAUCAGGAGGACAGUGUUAGGAAGUGUCAGUGACUUUGUCAUACAUCACUCAGAAGUCCCUGUUAUGGUUUACAAACAUUAGGAACCAAAGGACAUUUACUUCAAUUGUUAAAUAUUAUACUUUGUUACGAA
Messenger RNA from Saccostrea echinata, 595 nucleotides. RefSeq names its product stress response protein NhaX-like. The transcript has 4 exons. The record is from RefSeq and is a predicted model, not a curated record. Lineage: Eukaryota; Metazoa; Mollusca; Bivalvia; Ostreida; Ostreidae. The coding region runs from base 105 to 545 and encodes 146 amino acids.